UGUUGAGCGUAUUCUUGACUUCAACCAACUACCCAUCCAUCCCCCAACCCCGUAGAGCAGUCCAAGCUUUUAUCUCACACACGUUUAGCGUACAGCCUUGGUGUUCCCUGACAUCAUUAUGGAAUGAAGCUUUUAUGCUACCACCUUAAUUCCUGGGCCUCCUCCAAAACCCCCAUCAUUGCUGCAAUAACAUCAUACAACCCAACUUUGAAGACAUCUUUCCUUGAUUUGUGGUGCUGUUGAGGGGAGAGUUGCCUUUUCUUGGUUGAUUUUGGGUGCAAUUAGAGGUGAGUGGGUUCUGGGUGUGGCUUAAUUGGCUUAAAGGUUGAAUCUUUGGGUGAGAUUUGUGUGGUUCAGUUGUUGGUUUUGAAGGGCAGCAUGGAGGGGGAGAAUGGGGGUGUGGAUUCCAGGUUGAAGAUGGAAGAGUAUGAAGUGGUAGAGCAGAUUGGCAAAGGGGUUUAUGGAACAACAUUUCUUCUUUUUCAUAGAGCUGAGAAAAGGAAGUAUGUUCUAAAGAAGAUUCCUUUGGCAAAACAGAAUGAGAUGACCAAGCGUGCAGCAUAUCAGGAGAUGAAUUUGAAUGCAAAACUUAAGCACCCGUACAUUUUAGAGUACAAAGAUGCUUGGGUGGAAAAGGGAAGCAAUAUAUGCAUCAUUACCGACUACUGUCAAGGCGGAGAUAUGGCAGAGAUAAUAAAGAAAUCCAAACGAGCAUUGUUCCCCGAAGAGAAACUGUGCAAAUGGCUGACUCAACUAUUAUUAGCCGUUGAUUAUCUGCACUCCAAUAGAGUCCUUCACAGAGAUCUGAAGAUGUCCAACAUUUUCAUCACAAAGGAAAAUGAUGUCCGUCUUGGUGAUUUUGGAUUUGCAAAACUUCUGGACGCAAAAGGGGUCACUUCCUCGGCCGUUGGUACUCCGAACUACAUAUGCCCCGAGCUCCUUUCGGAAAUGCCAUAUGGCUAUAAAUCUGAUAUAUGGUCACUCGGUUGCUGCAUGUUUGAGAUUGCGGGACAUCAACCACCGUUUAGAGCUCCCGACAUGUCUACCCUCAUCAAUAAGAUAAACCGGGGUACUUUAUCGCCACUUCCUAUUGUAUAUUCCUCCACCUUGAAACAGAUUAUAAAAACCAUGCUAAGGAAGAGUCCCGAAAACAGACCAACAGCAGCGGAAUUGUUGAGGCAUCAGCAUUUGCAACCUUACCUUCUUCGGUGCCAGAACCUCUCCUCCGUGUUUCUCCCCGUGAAGUCUCCAAACACUCCAAAGGAGAAAUCGGGAAAGCCUUCUCCUAGCAGCUCUAGCAGUGGCAAAGACAGCAAACGGAGACAGCUAAAGUUAAAAGAUAGUAUACCCGUUUUUUCGCUCGAUCAAAGUCCAGACGUUCAACCAAGCAGCUUACGAAAGAGCAGUGACCCUAUAGAAACGACACUCGAGACUAAGAGAGUUGAUCGAACAAGCUGUUCUCCAAAGUUCUCCGAAUACAGCGAUGAAUCCUUCAUUGGGGACUCAAUUGAGAUAACUAGUAACGAAAAUGGCCACAUUGACUUAUUCUCGGUGAAGGAAAGGUUAAGCAAGCCACAGUCCUCUGCUUCAGUCGUGCCAAACUCGAACCCCGAAGAGCAGAAAGAAACUUCUCGUGAGUAUGUGCAACAAUUUGUUGAGGAAGUCGGAGAAAGUGGGAAAACGGAAAAAUUGGAGAUGUUGGGCAGUCCAAAUGGUGCUGGGAAAGCAGAAAAAGAAUCUGCGGGUUGUCUCUCUGAUAAAGCUAGGUCUUUCAAUGAAGAUAGCACGUCAUCAACUACCCAACCCUUAAGAUCAGAAGCUGGUAAAGAGCCAAUAUACAAUUCAGGCAAACCAGAAAAUAUCGACAAAUGUAGAGAAGUUGCACUUGACUGCGUUUCAGUGAAAAGCAGCGCCAGUGUCACAACACAACUGGAAGUUGAUUUGUUAAAGUGCUCGAAUAAGACUGAGAAAGACGGGAAUCAAGUGACUGCUGAUCAGGCUUUGUUGCUAAGUAAAUUAACUGCAUUGAGCAAGGGCAAAGACGAGUGGGGAAACCCCACGAAACAAAGAGCCGAUGCUUUAGAGUCUCUUCUUGAGCUCUGCGCUCAGCUAAUUAAACAGGAAAAGCUCGAUGAGCUCUCUGGUGUGCUUAGACCAUUUGGAGAAGAAGCAGUCUCGUCCAGGGAAACUGCAAUCUGGUUGACAAAAACCCUCAUGAGCUCACAAAAGUUGCCAAAAGGGUCAUAAUUGAAUUGUGUUUUACCCCAAUGCAGGACUUUUGUAAAAAUUAGAGCUUUUCUUGUUGUUUACAUGGUUUGACAUAUAAUUUGUUUCUGGAGAGUUUUAUUUGAGCACUCUGAAGGAUUGGAUUCAUGGGACAGCUAGGAUCUUUAUUAUUUUUUUUUCUCUCUUUAAAAAAAAAUGUUUUUGUUGUUGAGAUUGGAAGGAUUAUGUGCCAUGUAAAUCAGGAUGAACUAAGUGACUGUAAGAGGGUUGAUGAUAUUGACUAUUGAGCUUUGUUUGGUUUGCAUCA
Ipomoea triloba (trilobed morning glory) is the source of this 2533-nucleotide messenger RNA. RefSeq names its product serine/threonine-protein kinase Nek6-like. The record is from RefSeq and is a predicted model, not a curated record. Gene Ontology annotation, molecular function: protein kinase activity; ATP binding. The transcript has 13 exons. NCBI's taxonomy places the organism in Eukaryota, Viridiplantae, Streptophyta, Magnoliopsida, Solanales, Convolvulaceae. Gene Ontology annotation, biological process: protein phosphorylation. The coding region runs from base 379 to 2247 and encodes 622 amino acids.